UAUAAAGGGGGGGCCAGACACUGCGCGCCCGAACAUCUCCUGAGUCAUCACACCAUCCAUUCCUCCCCUCCUCCAGCUCUCACUCCUUAUCCAAUUCUUUUUCCUAUACUCUUGUAAUAGUAUCCAUACCAAAACCCUCCUCUCCCGGAUGCUUCCACGGCAAACAGCGCAUACCCUAAUCUCCUGCCAGCUCCUCUCGCAGGUGCGGCGAUACGUAACGGUGCGGUCGGGCCGCAACCUGCAGCAAAAAUUCUACGAGAACCGGAUUCUGGACCGGUACACGGCGCAGGAGCCCAAGAAGGUGACGUUGCGGCAGCUGGUUCUGUUUGGGCGGCAGCUGACCGAAGACAAGCUGAUAGCCUCGGCCAACUACGUGCGCGGGGAGCUGCCAGUGCGCCUGGCGCACCGGAUCAGCGACUUCCAGUACCUUCCGUACAUAGCGGGCACAAAUCCGCACCUGAAGACCGUCUACGACCUGUACUGGCGGGCGUUCGAUGAGUUCCGGAAGCUGCCUGUGGUGAAGACGCUGCAGGAUAACCGGCGGUUCUGCGACGCGGUGCGGCGGAAUCUGCUGGAGCACUCGCAGGUGAUCCCGCAGCUGGGUAUGGGCGUGUCCGAGUGUGCCGGGCUGGUGGCGCCCGACGAGAUCGAUCGGUUCAUGUCGCAGAUGCUGGUGUCGCGGAUUUCGCGGCGCACCCUGGCCGAGCAGCAUAUUGCGCUGUCGCAGCAGUUCGACGAGGACCUGCGCAGCCACCUGGGGCUGAGCGUGGACGAGUCUUUUGACCAGCUGAACCAGGCGCCGGCGGGGUUCGCGACCCAGCGGAUCGGCAUUGUGCGCGCCGACUGCUCGGCCAUCCAGAUCAUCAACGACUCGGCAUUGCGCGUGGCGGAGUUGCUCGAGGAAGCGCACAAUCUGCCGCCGGGCGCUGCCCCACAGGUGCUUGUCGAGGGCCACACCGACGCCAUGUUCAUGUGCAUUCCGGAGCACUUCAGCUACAUCAUGCACGAGCUGCUGAAGAACUCGAUGGACCAUGUGAUCCGCCGGUUCUCGGAGCGUCUUGACGAAUCGGCGGUGGACGGAGCAGCCUCCGGCCCGCUGUUCCCGCCGAUCAGGGUCACCAUCUGCUCGAGCCACGCCGACAUCAUGAUCCGCGUGUCGGACCAGAGCGGCGGCAUCGACCCGGACGUAUUGCCGUAUAUCUGGUCGUUCACGCAGCCGGUGAAGGCAAAGCGCCUGCAUAACUUCCACGCAAUCCAGCGCAUGGAGGCCAAGCCCGCCGAGGCCAGCUCCUUGUCGCCGCUGGUGAGCUUUGGCUUUGGCCUGCCCAUGUCCCGCGUCUACGCCAAGUACUGGGGAGGCAAUGUCAAUGUGCAUUCGCUGCCCGGCUACGGCGUCGACGCUUACGUGCAGCUGCCGCGGCUCGGCAAUGUCGUCGAGAACAUUGGUGCGCGCCGCGCCCAGGCCCACGGCGACUAAGAAUGGCGUUUAUUUAAA
Messenger RNA from Linderina pennispora, 1495 nucleotides. Its product is annotated as alpha-ketoacid dehydrogenase kinase. NCBI's taxonomy places the organism in Eukaryota, Fungi, Kickxellomycota, Kickxellomycetes, Kickxellales, Kickxellaceae. Gene Ontology annotation, cellular component: mitochondrion. The transcript has a single exon. Gene Ontology annotation, molecular function: pyruvate dehydrogenase (acetyl-transferring) kinase activity. The coding region runs from base 149 to 1477 and encodes 442 amino acids. The record is from RefSeq and is a predicted model, not a curated record. Gene Ontology annotation, biological process: protein phosphorylation; regulation of glucose metabolic process.